AUGGAGUCAUCACUAAUAACUGGAAAAAUCAACGCCGUCUUGAAACAACGCAAGGAAAACGAACAAGGCAUGAGAAUAGCCAAAUUCAAUUUUAGGAAAAAUCUGGAUUGUAUUAAUAUGAAAAUAGCGAAAGCAAGUUUAAAAACAACUAAAAAUAAAUUAAUAGAAGAAAAACAAAAAAUAUUACAUGAAUAUAAGAGUUCAUUAUUCAUUGACUUUCUUUGCGAAAAAAGUAUUCAAAGAGGGCUCAGCGAUUUGUAUGAACAAUUAGACAGUAUAUAA
Macrosiphum euphorbiae (potato aphid) is the source of this 282-nucleotide messenger RNA. Lineage: Eukaryota; Metazoa; Arthropoda; Insecta; Hemiptera; Aphididae. The record is from the annotation of a GenBank genome assembly.